Messenger RNA from Mytilus trossulus (common blue mussel), 857 nucleotides. Its product is annotated as perlucin-like protein. Gene Ontology annotation, molecular function: signaling receptor activity. NCBI's taxonomy places the organism in Eukaryota, Metazoa, Mollusca, Bivalvia, Mytilida, Mytilidae. The transcript has 6 exons. Bases 244 to 837 code for a protein of 197 amino acids. The record is from RefSeq and is a predicted model, not a curated record.
UGGAGGGUGUUUUACUUAUUGUUAAUAUCAUUAUUUCAUUAUUAACAGAUGGAAGAAUAAUGAAUCGCUUUUGCAACAUGCAGUUAUGUGAUACUCCGAACAAAGUGACUAAUUGCAACUAGACAUGAAAGGUCAUAAUUCUCAUAUUAAUUCUCUGAAAUGCAUUAAAAAUAGAUACUUCAAACUCUCAUAGAUACCUGUACAAUCAACAGAACUGACGGAAUCCAUAGGAAAAGAAAACAGAUGCUUUCUCCAUUAAUUGUAAUAUUGUGCUGUAUAUUGGUUGUGAAAUCUGAACCAUGCCUGGGUAUCCAAGAAAAUGCAAUGUUAUCUGGUAUAAAAGCCUCCAUAAAAACAUUAGAAGAAAAGUUGGACGGAAAAUCCCCGAAAUGUAGCGCAGGAUGGAAUGAUUUUAAAGACCGCUGUUAUUUCUUUGCCACUGACAAAAAGCCGUGGCAUGAAGCAGAAGUAGAGUGUCGAAAUCUAGGAGGGUACCUUACACAAGUAACUGAUUCUGCAGAAAAUUCCUGGAUUGUUUCCAUGAUUACUAGUAAAAAAGUGAUUCAACAGAACUACUGGAUUGGGGCAACAGAUUUUACAGAGGGUGAUUGGAGAUGGGUGAAUGAUCUGUCUAAAGUACAAUUUACCAGUUGGAGCUCGGGUCAACCUGAUAAUCAUCAAGGCAAGGAGGACUGUGCUCAUCUCAGGCAUACACAUAACUAUAAAUGGAAUGACCAUGAGUGCAGCAAAAUAUUUGGGUAUAUUUGCGAGAGUCCUCAGGGUUCUAAUUGUCUUCCAUACUCAAGAUUGUUAAAGAGUGCUGUCAGUGGAAAAUAGCAAAAUGCAACCUAGCUGUC